This is a messenger RNA of Caenorhabditis remanei, 993 nucleotides long. RefSeq lists its product as uncharacterized. The record is from RefSeq and is a predicted model, not a curated record. The transcript has 4 exons. Lineage: Eukaryota; Metazoa; Nematoda; Chromadorea; Rhabditida; Rhabditidae. The coding region runs from base 1 to 993 and encodes 330 amino acids.
AUGGCAACGGAAGGAAUCCAGGAGUUAUUCCUGGUCGGUGCCAUUUUCACUUUGCCCAUCUGCCUCUAUUUCCAUUUCAAAUUCAUCAAAAUCGCCGUUAUCCGAGAGUACUUCACGACGUUCUCACGUGCUCUACUCGGUCUGAUUUCCGGCGGCUACGUGAUUACGGUAGCCGGGAAUUUGGCCAUGAUAGUGGCUCAGCUGAGACAAUCGGAAUUUAUGAGACUCAAGUUGGAGGCUACGAAUGUUCACGUCGAGUUUAUCAUAAACUUUUUGAAGCUUUUCUUCUUUAUUGACGCCUACUUUGGUGACUACAAACGAAUCUUCAAAAACCACCCGAAAUUCGGAUUCCUUAUUGUCUUUUUAUCGAUUUUCCUCGGCUACAUGAGCCUUCUGAUUCCUGAGUUCACGUAUCGAGGAUUCGAUGAAAACCACCCAUCCGCUUAUGUCUUGUUUGGGAUAACCAGUUUGAAUUUGGUGUUGAAUGUCAUCGUCUUCUGCUCCAAGAAAAGGGCAAUCAUCACAACUCAUGGGAAGGUGGAUUUGCAGACGAGGUUCUUGAUCUUCGAAGCCAAGGAGACCCUCUCCGUUGUCCUGUUCGUCACCACAUUCCGAUUCCUGAUCAGUCUCUCUUGGAUCACUUUCCACCAACUCCCCAUCCAAUUCCCCCCACAAACCAUUCUCAACGCCCAUCUCAUCUUUGGAUUCCUCCGUGGCCUCGAAUCAAUCAGUUUCCCAACUGCUUUCCUCUUCUACCACGAACGAAUUCAGCGUCAUGUCGAGAGAAAACGACGGGGAGCUGCUAAAAAUGAGGAGCCCAGAAGCACGAAAGGAGAGAUAUUGGCUCAAGAAUGGCUGGCUGAGGAGUACUACAAGUAUUUGGCGAAUCUAUUCAAGGGACCAGGACCAGUCAAGGAGAAGAAGGAAAAGAAGCAGAAGGCGGUGACUAUCAGUGAGCAACGACUUCUGGAGUCACAUGAGAUAUUGGAGUAG